AUGGGGUUCAUCACAGUGAACGAGGGGGCCAUAAGCAGGGCGUUUAAGGAGAAUCGCGUCUUGCAAGAACGCAUCUACGAAGCUAUCUCCGAGUACCCCCAAUGCGUUGGCCUGUUUGAAGACAUCGCAAAGUUCAUCUGCGCAGAACGGGAAGCUCACGAGAACAGGUUUCAUAACUUCAACAGUAUAGCACCUCCCACUGAGAGACUGCAGCAACAGCACAUUAAUCCCCUCGAAGGGCCGGCUCCUAAGAAAAGGAAAGUUGCCAAUGGGCACGCUGGGCCUGUUGCUCCUGGGACCAUGGGGGAAGCAGACACUGCGUUGAUUGCCGGUCUACAGGCAGAAGCAGAGCUACAGCUAUACGUUCAGGAUCUUUCAUUUACGAUUCCACAGAGAAAGAAACUCAGACUAGAGUUUACACAAGAGCUGAGAGGCGGGAAUGAAUAUAUUAGAGCUAGAAACCAGGCCUCUGGUGAGGUUGAAUUUGGCGUACCAGUUGCAAAAAUCCUCCCCGAGAAAGCGCAACGACAGUUCAAUUUUUGCAUCAUACCUGAAUAUAAAGAUGGAAUCACUAGUGCUCCUGACGGAAUGAUUACGUUUGAGCCUAUGGUCUGGACGGUGCCUGAUGCACCUCCCCGAAGUGCAUAUUUGGGGUCUGGUACUCCGGUAGUGGAAAGUGCCAGCCUAGCGGAGACGUAUCAGACUUACUUCCAGAGCGUCCUAAAUGGAAAGCUGAAGCAUGUCAAGGUGUCAUGCCCUGACGAGAAGGAGUUUGUGAGUGCGACACCUGAGGCCCAUCGAAAGUCUGAGAAGGCGUAUCACGUCAAGGCCUUCCGAGGCAGUAAAGAAGGGUAUCUCUUCUUCCUGGCCACGGGUAUCUUUUUCGGUUUCAAGAAGCCCGUCAUAUUCAUUGCCUUUGAAAAUGUGGAAUCAAUCUCAUAUACGGCUGUGCUUCAACGCACGUUCAACUUGAACAUAACCACCCGCUCUGCCAUGAAACCAGACGAAGUCCAAGAAUUGGAGUUCUCGAUGAUCGACCAGACUGAUUACCCCGGCAUUGACGCAUACAUCAAGAAACACGGCCUACAGGACGCAAGUCUGGCCGAGGAGCGCCGUGCAAAGAGGCUUAACAUCAAUGCCCCUAGGGGUGGAGAAGGAGGGGAUGAUGAAAAUGGAAAGAAUGACGGCAACGCUCCCCAGGCAGAGGAAGAGGAAUCCGAGUUACAGAAAGCCCAGAGGGAGCUGGAGAGUCGACAGGCGGACCAGGAGGAUGAGGAGGAAGAUGACUAUGACCCCGGAAGUGAUGGAGAGAGCGAAGGUAGCGGCUCGAGUAGUGAGGAGGAGGAAGACGACAAUGCUCAGGGGGACGAUGCUGGUGCCGAUGUGGACAUGGGUAACGAGUGA
Messenger RNA from Microsporum canis CBS 113480, 1404 nucleotides. Its product is annotated as meiotically up-regulated gene 183 protein. The transcript is spliced from 4 exons. The record is from RefSeq and is a predicted model, not a curated record. Gene Ontology annotation, molecular function: histone binding; nucleosome binding. Bases 1 to 1404 code for a protein of 467 amino acids. NCBI's taxonomy places the organism in Eukaryota, Fungi, Ascomycota, Eurotiomycetes, Onygenales, Arthrodermataceae.